Messenger RNA from Pocillopora damicornis (cauliflower coral), 2067 nucleotides. RefSeq lists its product as uncharacterized. Gene Ontology annotation, cellular component: cytoskeleton; ciliary transition zone; ciliary basal body. Gene Ontology annotation, molecular function: microtubule binding. The record is from RefSeq and is a predicted model, not a curated record. Lineage: Eukaryota; Metazoa; Cnidaria; Anthozoa; Scleractinia; Pocilloporidae. Gene Ontology annotation, biological process: regulation of mitotic spindle assembly.
GAUUUCAUAAGAACCUGGAAAACUGAAAACUUCUGAUCCAUAAUUAAACAAAGAGCACAAGUGGACCGCAAUUUUACCAAUUGCAGAUUUUUAUAAUGAGAGCCUGAAAAAUUCCAGCCUGAACGCGAUUCGAGCCCGUCCCCGCCUAGAUAAUAUGGGCCGGUUAUUUACUCGAGGUCUGACCCCAAUCACUGUUUUACUCAAUCAGUAGUCCUCAGGUUUUCUCUAUAAGAGAGUUAAUUUAACUAAUUAAAAUGAUUGUUCUUCCAUUGUUAACUUUUCGCCUUCCGCACACUGUUGAAGCUCUCAGAUAAAAGGUCCAGCUUCACCUAACUAGUAGCGAGAGGAACUGAUUUGUUCAGGCUCCUUCCAUCAAACGCCCUAGAAAGCGCCUGCCUGGUAAGCUGCCAAAAAUACGCAAAUUAUAUCACAUAUUUUAGCAAAAUGUAACCGUAGGAGUCAGUUUUAAGCAAAAUUAAGCGUCUGUCCCUCACCAUUUCCUUUUGAGUUAAAGCUAUUAUAAAAAUGCGGCAUUGCACCUUUUCGUGUAGGAUUCUUAACUGACUGAGCCUUGCCAAUUUCGAGAACCAAAAAAUAAUCUUUUAUGGGACAAGAACGGGUAAAGAAAGGAUUAACACAGAUCUAAGAUAUAGAUUUUAAUAAACUUAGGCUAAAUGAAAAAUAAAUAAUUUUUUUAGGUGUAUCAUUACUUUGAAAGUACCUACAGCAUCACAAAUAUUUAUCUGUAGCUGGAGUUUUGAGAAUUAGGCUGACCACAGAGUUGGGUUUUAAUCAUCCUCACGGCGGUCAAAUCGAAAUGAAAUGCAGCGAGAAAAGAACAAACAAUCAACUCCUCUUGCAAAUAAUUCCAUGCAUGUCCGGCAACUGCAAUAGCGAAAAAAAAAACAUCGUUAGCCUACUGGUAAAUGCCCUUGGCCGACCAAAGACUGAUAAAAUAGAUCAAUAGGUAAAGCGAGAAGUUUUGUUUUACCACUCUAGAGAUAAUAUUGGAAGUCAUGAACCAUGACCAACCAAAUAUUCCCUUCGCGGGAAAAGUUUGACUGCACAUGGCGUCCAUGACAACGGGAAUCGAAGUGUCCAAUCAGGAUUCAGAACAGAACUAUCCAGGCUUCGCUUCCCACACUUCGUCGAGCGUGAAUGCAAGAUGGUGUACAGUUCAGCCUACAGACGGGCCUAUAGAAAACCUCUGUGGGAUGAUUAUGGUAAGGAAGAAUUUAUUAGUAAGUUGCAGUAUAGGUCAGAUCGAAGGUCAAUAGAACAUCGCCAUCAGCCUUGGAGGUGGGACAGCGAAAGUGAAGAAGAAGAAGAUAUUGAAGAGAUUCCGGCACACGAUGGCAGUUAUGAUGGGGGACGCCGUCAGUUUCAUCUAGACGAGAAAAAAGCUGAUAAAAAACCGCCAAAGAACGCAUGGGAAGAGGAGAAAGAUUUCAAAGAGAAAGAUCAUGCUGAAAGAGCCUUACCUUUGCCCGAAAGACUUAAGUUUGACGAAGCAGAGAAAGAAGAAAAACCAAAAUAUACGCGUUCUGCGGAGGACGCGAGACUAAACGAACGUGAGUCUCGCGGUGGCAGAGAUCACAGGCGUAAACAUCACAGAUCGUCGGGAGAUGAAAAGAAACAGCGAUCACACUCGAAUUCACCGGAAAAGGAUCCAAUCUCUAGGGAUAGAAGAAAGAAAGCGCCCUUUCUCCCUUAUGGAAUGGCUAACGAAGGACCUGUAGACAUGUGGAAAACUCAUAAUGUGCUGGCUUCACAGCCCGAGGUGUAUCCUGCUGCUCUUCGUGCACAGAAAAGAAGACAACAAGAGAUUAAAAAGAAAGCUCAACUGCGAGAAGAAGCAGUAAAAAAGAAGGAAACACCAGCACAUUUUGAUGUGGAUGUUGCAUUUCCAAAAACCUGGUGGAUGACAGAGUAUCAGAGAAACUUUUGUAAAGAGGAAGAUGUCAAGAGACACUUUUUGAGAUAACAUGUACUUUACAUUAAAUGACCAAGUGCUUGACUUUUGAGUACAUGCCAACCAUCACAGUCAAAAGUGUUUGUUCUUAAUUU